AUGACCACCAGUUUUGCCAGCGCAUCGCGGAAGACUCAGUUCAGCACAUCAUCAGGCUCCCAUUCCACCUCGCCCCCGAGCCUUACCAACACAAGCAGUCCUUCCUCGAGCGACUCCACGGGCGAAGACGAGGCUUCGGCCACGGCCACGAGCCGGGCUCGUCUCGGUGCCUCUCACCACAGCAAAGUAGACACCUCUGCUAUCUCGGACUCGCAAUCCACCGGAGCAACCGUCUGGGGCGAGUAUCCAGAGUCGCUCCCCAACAGCUUCACCGUCCAUUCCGAGCAACACCUCAAACCAGGUUUCCACGACAUGACCUUUGCCGGCUGGAAUGGCAACUUUGCCAACCUGGGCUCGCAGAACGAAGCGGAUCUUUCGAUGGACAUGGACUCUGCCUCAGGCACCGACCAUGGUUUUUCACCCACUUCGAUUCACUCGCCCGCAUCGUCCCACAACGCCAUGCCCAGCUUCUCGAGUGCAUCACAGACCAUCGUCGGCGACAGUCCCGGUAGCUCCGACACCAAGACGGGCUCAGCCCCGCAUGACACUGCAACACCUGGCACCAUGAGCUUUGCUGGUAGCGGCGAGGACUCGGACGGUCAUGUGGCAUGGACAGCAAAGGCGGGAGACAACGACGAAGCCAUGUUCGACUCCUUUGUUCAAGCUGGCUCGUUCGGCUCGCCUGCUGUCAAGUCCGAACCGUUCCCUGUCAACAUCGCCCACAACAACAAUGCCUUCGCAGCUAUGAACAUCCCCGCUGCUUCGUCUUCCGCCAUGAUGCCGCCUUCAGCACCCACCAAACCCAGCGCGACGCGAACACCAAAGGCAAACGGCAUCGCCAACGGCAAUGCGAGCGCUUCUUCGUCUCGACGCAAUUCGGGCGAGUCAUCCGAGCCCAAGAAGCAACCCGGCUCUUCUUCAACAGCAGCAACGCGACGCACGGGCUCGCAGACGGCUGUGCACAGCAACAACCUCGAUGCGGAUCUGGGAUACUCAGCCUUUGAAGUCGUUCGCCCCAAUCGCGAAGGUCUCAAGGACCUCCAGGUUCACAUCAACGGAGUGCCCAUGCAUGGGGCCAAGUCGCGCGUCGAGACGCAGAUUCGAAUGAGGAUCGAGUUGGUCCGGCCCAAGACCACCCCUGCUGGCGGGUGGGAACGCAUCGGCUCGUUUACCCACAUCAAGCUUCCACCUCUCAGCGGCACAAAGCGCAAGUCGAAAAAGUACCAAAAGACAGAUGUGCCUCCGGAGAAGACGCUCUUUGUCGACGCGACUGUCGUCAAUGCAACGCCGCCCCACGACCGCGUCCACGUCUGCAAAGGCUGUCGUCAGAGGGAGCGCAAGCGCGCGCACCGAAAGAAGGAUCCCAAAACGCCUUCCGAAAGCCAGCCUUCCGAAGAAGAGAUGAGGACUCUGGGUAUCGACCCUUCCGCCCCCGACGCUGUCGCCAGGACGCAGGCUCGAAUGGAGGAAGAGGAGAAGAAGCGAGUUGUGCUCUUCAAUUGUGGUGACUACGUCGAUUUCGAAGAGGGCGAGGCUGUCCUCCCGACUCGCAUCACGUGCUACUGCCGACAUCACAAGGAGAAGACCGGCUUUUGCGUCAUCUUCACCAUGCGAGAUUGGCAGGGGCGCUUGAUUGCCACCGGCUCGACUCCUCCCAUCAUGAUCACAGAUGAUCACAAGUCGAUGGGCCAAGCGGCUCAAGCAGCUGCCGCUGCGGGGGCGGCCUCCAACGCAGCAUCGCCUUCAGCACCCGCUUCGCUCGGCAUCAUCAAGCAAGUCAACGGCAGCAGCGCACGAAGCCCUUCGUUGCUGCAGUCUCAGCAGCAGUAUGAUGAUUCGAUCAGUGCAGCCACUUCGGCAAGCGGCAGCGCCACUCCCAACGGCAGCUUCAGCGCAGAUGCACCAGCCAAACAGAGGAAGGAAAGGUCCAAGCCGUACGAUGGCAACCGACGUCGUCGCAACACCUCGGGCAAGGACCUCAACAUGACGCCAUACUCGGGAACGGGUCAGAACACGCCUUCUGUGAACGCCACCUCCCCUGCACCUGCCGGCAACGGCGUCGACUUCAGCUCGACCGACUUCUGGAAUGCAUUUGCUACUGCAGGCACAGCCAUGACAGAUUUGGGCCGCAGCAACAGCACCAGCACAGGCACCAAGACACCCGGCGAUGCUUCGAGCGUCGGUGGCGGCUCUCCGCAACCAGCAGGUAUGGUCGGGGCUGGGACGAUGCAGCCCAUGCAGCAGCCGAUGCAAAUCUCACCCAUGCCACCUCAGUUGCAAGCCCAGCUCGCGCAAGGCUCCCUCUCGCCUACGUCUCUGCAGACCAAUCUCGCGAGUCUGCCCAACUUUGACCUCGAGCAAUUCUUCCGCAACGCGCAAGCUGGCGUCUCGAGUGGUGUCGAUUUUGCUCAGCUCAUGGCAAUGGCCGCGGCCGCAGCACUCCCUCCUCAUCUUCGACCUCAGCCGAGCCCUGGUGCUGCUUCGACGCCCAGCUUUGCACAACUUUCUCCUUCCGGGCCGAACCCGUCCAUCGAGCAGGCUCCUUUGCCAAAGAUUUCCAAACUGAUUCCAGGCGAAGGUCCCACCAGUGGCGGUAUCGAGGUCACUGUCUUGGGAGAGAACUUCACUGAAGGUGUCACCUGCGUCUUUGGCGACGUUCCAGCCGCCAACACCAAGGUCUGGGCCAGCAACACGCUCGUCUGUCUCUUGCCACCGAGCUCCAGCCCGGGUCCGGUCGUUGUCAGCGUCAAGACUCCUGGGAUGGCAGUCCAACCGCCUCCAGUCAACGGUCCUCUGCAGCUCUUUACCUACAUCGACACCACCGAUCGUGCUCUCAUGGAGCUCGCCUUGCAGGUCGUUGGUCUGCAGAUGACCGGGCAGAUGCGUUCUGCGCGCGAAGUGGCCAUGCGCGUCGUCGGCUCGGGCGGCGGCCAGCAGCCGGGUUUGCCUCCCACCUUCACCAGUGGAGGCAGCAGCGGCGGCGGCGUCGGUCACGCAGAAGCUCGUGAUGCCGUUGCUGGGUUCUUCACUGGUCGAUCGCAGAGCUCGAGCUUCCAAGAUACCCUGGUGCAAUUCCUCUCGCUUCUCGAUACCGAUGUCAGCGACAUCGAGCACGCAGAACCCCGAGUCGAUGCAAUCCGUCUCGCCAACAAGCAAGGCCACACCCUGCUCCAUCUCGCUACGCUCAUGGGCUUCCAUCGACUCGUCGACGCGCUCAUCCGCCGAGGCUGCCCGCUGGAUGCUCGUGAUCACAACGGUGUGACUGCACUCCACUUUGCCGCCAUCCAAGGUCGGGUCACCAUUGCCCGUAUGCUCCUGAGAGCAGGUGCGCGAGACGACGUUGCCGAUGUUCACGGUCUCUACGCUAUUGACCAGGCUCGCAAUCAGGAUCAGGAGGACGUAGAGAGGAUGCUCGACAACACGGCGCGCACCGGACAUUGGCAGACUCGCCGACUCACGUCCCAUGCAGCUACGAGCCUCUUGUACGAUGACGAGGACGAGGACAUCGUUUCGGACGAGAUCGGUAGCGACGCCAGCCAGUCGGACGUCGACGACGACAACGUCAGCACCAGCUUUGACGAGUACAGCGACGACAGCUGCUCGGUGAGUGGCGACGAUGCCUAUGACCUGCCCCAUCGAGGCCAGGUCUCGGCUGCAGAUGACGACACAGAAGCUCGCGAGGCAUUGGACUCUCUGCCAACGCCCAUCAUCGACGAGAAAGCGGUCUUGAAAGCUGCCGAUGCUCGUCUCGCCGAGGAGAGCGCCAAGAAGGCCGAAGCAAAGGAGGACGACUCGAAGAAGGGAGCUGUGCUGGACGCGGGUGCCACCAAGUCCUGGCUGACCAAGGCAGGCGAUACGGGAGCCGACUGGAUGAAUCGAGCCUUCCUUCCUCAGACAGUCGCUCACAGGUUCUCUCAGCUGCACAUGCCCGCCAUGCCAGCGAUGCCUGCCAUCAGCGUCUUCCAUCUCGCGUUGCCGGCUGCUUCGGGCUUGAUGCCUUGGUCCGGUGCACAGCGGUCGGAAGAGAUGACCAACGUCAAGGAGGUCGCUGCUACCAGUCCCAAGGCCGAGCAAGGCUGGGACCAGGAUGAGCGGGGCGGGUUCCUCACUCUGUGGAAGAACAUUGUCGAGGAAGGCGCCUGGGGUCUCAAUCCGCUCUACACGCCGCCGCCCGCUUACGAGUCAGUUGCUGCAGGCGAAAGUCAAGAUCUAUUGACGCAGUCCACCAACGCGAAGGACGCAUCCUCGCCGACCGACAUUGCUGACGAAUCGAUUUCGCAGAGCAACACUCCCACUGCCGGUCCAUCCCGCAGGCCAUCGACACGCCGACGCCCAGCUCAGUCCAGCAGCGAGGUCUUUAGCACGCCUUCGAGCUCGACGUCCACUCACGCUUCGAAGGCCGUCCCUGCAUCGACGGGCCAAGCCGGAAAGGGCAAAGCGCCAGCUCACGCUCCUUCCGCAGCGGUCGCACGUCGUCGCAAAGGUCAGCUGCAUUUGCGCGACGACGCCAUGCUCGUAUGGUUCUGGAUUCCUGUGUUGCUCGUCGCCGCCAUCGUCGUUCUCUUUUCAAAGAGCUCCAGCAUCUUCAGCUACGCCGACCUCAUGAGUUACCUAGACUUGCCCGCCGUCGGACGCAUUCGAGAGGCUUGA
Messenger RNA from Kalmanozyma brasiliensis GHG001, 4650 nucleotides. Its product is annotated as Ankyrin repeat-containing domain protein. Gene Ontology annotation, molecular function: protein binding. NCBI's taxonomy places the organism in Eukaryota, Fungi, Basidiomycota, Ustilaginomycetes, Ustilaginales. Bases 1 to 4650 code for a protein of 1549 amino acids. The record is from RefSeq and is a predicted model, not a curated record. The transcript has a single exon.